Molecule: messenger RNA, 1518 nt
Organism: Prorocentrum cordatum
Lineage: Eukaryota; Dinophyceae; Prorocentrales; Prorocentraceae
Source: the annotation of a GenBank genome assembly
AUGGUGCUGCUGGUUGCACUGGUGGUGCUGCUGCGGGUGGUGCUGCUGGUUGCACUGGUGGCGCUGCUGCAGCUGGUGCUGCUGCGCGUGGAGCUGCUGGAUGCACUGGUGGUGCUGCUGCAGCUGGUGCUGCUGCGCGUGGAGCGUGGCAAGAAUGGCUACGACGGUGGCAAGGGCUACGACGGCGAUGGCAAGGGCUACGACAAAGGCUACGACAAGGGCUACGGCGACACGGGCUACGACGGCGAUGGCAAGGGCUACGACGACGGUGGCCAGGGCUACGGCGAUGGCAAGGGCAAGGGCUACGACGGUGGCAAGGGCAAGGGCUACGACGGUGGCACGGGCCGCGAGAAGGACGGCAGCGGCAAGGGCCGCGACAAGGACGGCGACAGCGGCAAGGGCCACAUCAGGCUGGCGAAGGAGCAGCGUGACGGGCUGCAGGACAUGAUGUCGGACAGCGGCAAGGCCGACGACAAGGGCGACGGUGGCGCGGGCAGCGCCAAGGGCAGCCCGAGCAAGGGCUUCGACAAGGGCUACGACGGCGGCAAGGGCAGCGACAAAGGCUACGACCCGUACGGCAGCUCGAGCAAGGGCUACGACGCGGGCUACGACACGGGCUACGACAAGGGCUACAACAAGGGCUACGUCAAGGGCUACGACGAUGGCAAGGGUGCUGAUGGCAUCGAUCGCGGCGGUACAAGCUACGACGGUGGCACGGGCAUCGACGACGAGGCCAUGGGCUACUACGACGGUGGCAAGGGCUACGAUGGUAGCAAGGGCAGCGCCGACGGUGACAAGGUCUACGACGGUGGCAAGGGCUACGACGGUGGCGAGGGCUACAAGGGUGGCAAGAGCAUUAACGACGGUGGUAAGGGCAAGGCGACGGCCCUCGACAGCGGCGAGGGCUACGACGGUGGCAAGGACUCCGACAAGGGCAAGGGCGACAUGAACGGUGUCAAGUUUGGCGAGGCCCGCGGGCGUGUCCAGACGGUCCCGCGGAAAGAAGGCCUCCGACUCCUGCUCGUCGGCGCGCCCGCGAGCGGCUCGCCGAAGGCCGGCAUCCAGCCAAUGGAGUCAGGAUGCGGAGGCUGGGCCAUGGCCGGCCUUCCCGCUGACGACAACUUCGUGGAGCCCGUCACGCUCAGUGCCAUCGCAGAGCUCUUGGACAAGAAAUUCGAUGAGCGACUCUGGCCUGUACUUGACACAGUACGGGAGCUACAGGAUAACGCAGCAAGAGUGGAGGCUAACAUCGACAACAUGUUCGAACGGACGGAAGAGAAGAACGCGGAGUUGCUGAGCAAGAUCGAGACUGUGAACGAGGACCUCCAGAUAUUCAAGAAAGCAGCAACGCACUCAGGAGUUGAGAGGGAUAGGUGCCCACAAGACGCGCAGCUCCAGCACGACCUCACACAGCAGAUCGAGCAGCUGGAUGCCCAGAUGCGCAACCUCAUGCAGACCCGCACCGAUGACACCAAGCUGAUCGCUGUCUUCGGCGGGCUGGAAGGCUUGGGGGACUAG